This is a messenger RNA of Oppia nitens, 1554 nucleotides long. Its product is annotated as titin-like. The record is from RefSeq and is a predicted model, not a curated record. The transcript is spliced from 8 exons. Bases 1 to 1554 code for a protein of 517 amino acids. Lineage: Eukaryota; Metazoa; Arthropoda; Arachnida; Sarcoptiformes; Oppiidae.
AUGGGAUCAAAUCCGUUGUUUUUUGAGUGGUCYAGAAAUGGACAGACACUUAAAYCSGAACCGAAUGUCAACUAUAAGAUCGAUAAUUUCAAAAUGCACUCAACAUUUACUAUUGAGUCGAUAUCCAUGAGUGAUAUCGGGAACUAUAGUUGUGUUGUUAGYAAUGCUUUCGGAUCCGACUCSCACGAUCCAUUGCAAGCUCCAAAGUUGUUGCAAUUUCAUGGACGGGAACAAAGUGUUGGCACAAAUUUACAGAUAUUUUGUUCAGUUAUUAAAGGAUCGGUUCCACUGUUCUUUGAGUGGCAAAUGAAUGGACAGACAAUUAGGUCCAGUCCUGAUGUUAACUAUAAGAUUGAAAAUUCAAAAAUGCAUUCAACACUCACUGUUGAUAGUAUAGUCACUACCGAUGCCGGCAAUUAUACCUGUCUUGUGUCAUACACUAUGGGAAGGGAUAGUCAAACACUAAUACUGUCAAUUAAAGCUCCAAAGUUAGUGCCAUUUUAUGGAMGGGAACAAAGUAUUGGCACAUAUUUUCAUAUAGUUUGCACAGUUAUUGAAGGAUCGGUUCCACUGUUCUUUGAUUGGCAAUUGAAUGGACAGACAAUUAAGUCCAGUCCUGAUGUCAACUAUAAGAUUGAAAAUUCAAAAAUGCAUUCAACACUCACUGUUGAUAGUAUACAAACUACCGAUUCAGGCAAUUAUACCUGUCGUGURUCUAAYKCUAUGGGAAGUGAUAGUCAAAUACUAAUACUAUCGAUUAAAGAACAAAGCCGAGGCACAUAUUUUCAUAUAGUCUGUACAGUUAUUGAAGGAUCGUUCCAUUUCUUUGAGUGGAUAAUCAAUGGACAGACAGCUAAAUCUAGUCCUGAUGUCAACUAUAAGAUUGAUAAUUAUGAUAUAUUUUCGACAUUUGUUAUAAAAAACAUUACUCGCAAUGAUUUCGGUCUCAAAUUAGCGCCAUUGUCACCAAUUAAUCAGAAACAGGGAUCAUACUUUCAAAUAACAUGUUCAGUACAGGAGGGCACACCUCCUUAUUUCUUUGAGUGGGCUAUUAAUAGCCAAACAGUCAAACCUGAACCCAAUGUUAACUAUAAGAUUGAAAAUUAUGAGAUGUUUUCAAUAUUUGUGAUUAAAAGCAUUGUCGUAACCGAUGCGGCAAACUAUACGUGUUUUGUGAGGAAUUCACAUAACUUUGACAGUCAGACAACUGUCUUAACAAUUAAUGAAAUACCUAAAAUCGCACCAUUGCUACCAAAACUGGAAUUAUUGAGAGGUUCUUCCUAUCGAUUUAUUUGUCAAACAAUUGUUGGAUUUAAGCCUAUAUUUUAUAAAUGGGUUAAAAAUGGUCAACAUUUUGAUGAUAACUAUAGAGAUAUGAAAUAUAAAAUUGAAAUGUUUGACGACUUGUCGAUACUUACUGUAAAUAAUGUCGAUUACAAUGAUUUCGGCAAUUAUUCGUGUAUUGCAAGCAAUGCUUUCGGGUCUGACAUACAAACAACUGUUCUCUAUAUAAAAGCAAAAUGUGGCGCAAUGUUAUUAUUAAGAAAACAUUAG